Leishmania major strain Friedlin is the source of this 891-nucleotide messenger RNA. RefSeq lists its product as hypothetical. The record is from RefSeq and is a predicted model, not a curated record. Bases 1 to 891 code for a protein of 296 amino acids. Gene Ontology annotation, molecular function: GTPase activator activity. The transcript has a single exon. Lineage: Eukaryota; Euglenozoa; Kinetoplastea; Trypanosomatida; Trypanosomatidae.
AUGGGCACGCACGUAUCAAAGGUGAAGUCGGUAAACAUGGAUGCCUGGGCGGAGUCUACGAUGCUCGUGGCAGAGAGCAUCGGCAACGCGCGAGGACGACUCUUGUACGAGUACAACAUGCCACCGUCGGCACGCGUGACCAACACGACCGAAACCGCCGUGGCCGAGCGCGUGAUCCGCUCCAAGUAUGAGCGGAAGUUGUACUACCACCCCUGCUUCGCACAGCUCGUUGCACAGUUCAUGGAGACCCCGUUGGAGGGGGUAAGCAGCAGCGGGACCACAACUUUAGCGUCUUCUCCGGGAUCGAACGCGCCGCUGUGCCUAGGCGGCGAGCCAGGGCACACGCAGCCGCAGGACGCUGUGCUCGAGGAGCUCUGGGGAGCACCCGUGUCUUCACUCAACUCAAAUCAACCGAGUCAGGAAGCGACGCAGGGCACGACGGGGGCCCGCACAAACGUUGCGGAACUCUUCUCUGCUUAUCCGACUCAUAGCGCCGGUAUGGACUAUGCGGCUGCUGGAGGCGGUGCCCUCUCGCCGCCUACGGCGUGGGGGCAAACGGCGGGGUCGCUGUCGUCGGUACCACCGGUGAGCGCGAACGCCGACUCGGGCUGGUUCGAGUCGCAGUUUGGUGGGGCGGCAAGCAGUGUACUCGGCCCCACCAGCGGCGGCGCUCACAGCGGGGCGCCGUUGCCGAACACACUGCAGUCAGCGCCGAGCCCGCCGACAGCACACGAUAACACAGACGACCUGUUCACCGGCGGCAGUGCGAGCGUGGGCUGCAGCAAAGACGAGAUUCUCUCUCUCUUCCGCACCGCACCUGUCGCUGGGGCGUAUGGAGAGACGAGCAGCGUUUCUACGGCAAACACGGGCGGGCACCCGAUGGCGUGGUAG